This is a messenger RNA of Helianthus annuus (common sunflower), 1901 nucleotides long. Its product is annotated as 50S ribosomal subunit assembly factor BipA-like. The record is from RefSeq and is a predicted model, not a curated record. The transcript is spliced from 6 exons. NCBI's taxonomy places the organism in Eukaryota, Viridiplantae, Streptophyta, Magnoliopsida, Asterales, Asteraceae. The coding region runs from base 690 to 1010 and encodes 106 amino acids.
CAAUCCCUUUGAGCGCCAUUCUCUUUUACAACCGUUUCUUUUCUCCAAUUCCUUCCUCACUACGCUACCUUCACACUCUCUUUCUCUCUCCAAUCAAUUUAAUCUUGCCAAAAUUAUGAAUUGGUUUCUAUUUCAAAUCAAAAAAACCCUAAAUGUUAAGAAUCAUCUACAUUCUAGAAAGUAAAUCAUCGGAUUUCUCACUUCUAUAACGGCGAUCAACUAUUGCUAGGGUUUGCACUCGCUGUCUUCAAGUUAAUCGCACCAAACGACACUUCGAAGAUUCAAGUAAAUCGAUGACGCUUACAACCUGCUUAGCUGUUGAAGAUGGAUCUCUAAAAGUUCAAAGAAGAGAUCUUUUGAUGCUCGCUGUAUUUGGUUCGUUGUUUGCACCUGCAAUGGUUCCAAUUGCAUUUGUAGAAGAAGGAAAAGACUCAUUGAAAUUGAAUGUGCAAUAUGUUUAUCGAGUCGGGUCUUGGGUUCGGGUCACGCAAAAACUUAUUUUAGACAUAAUUCAAGGUUUAUUGAGUCAGCUACAAUCAUUCUUAUAUGAAAUUGUUGUGUCAUAUAUAAUCGGCUUAUAACAUUCAUGUUGGAUAGUUUUGCAAUGCAAAUGUGUUGGAAAUGUUAAUCCGUUUUAUUUCUAGCUAAAUUUUAUCUUUGUUAUUGUUCACUAAGUUCCUUUAUGAUUGAUGCUGACAUAUGAUGGCAUGAUUGUUGGCGAAAACUCACGAGACACAGAUCUUGAUGUUAACCCAGUACGAAACAAGGCACUUACAAAUAUAAGAUCUGCUGGAAAUGAUGAGAAUGUGAAGCUAUCACCACCUUGCAGAAUGACACUUGAAGAAGCUAUUGGAUAUGUGGCAUCUGAUGAGCUAAUUGAGAUGAUAGUCACAUCGACAGGUGGCAACACAUUGAUUAAGCAGUUCCAUUUGUUGAGUGGGGCUGGACAGGCCAUAACCCAGAACAAUCGCAGAAUCGACUGCUGGAAGAUUUACAUUUGCACGUGGUAACACAUUUGGUAUAGUAAUUCUUCAAAGCGUCAACAUUUUCUUUCUGUAUGGCGUGGCAAUUGUAGGUUAGAUUAAGGGCGGGACUAGGUGUAAUCAAUGUCAUUCUCAAGGAUAAUACAGCUACUGCGACAUAGCCGAUUUAGACGGGAUGUUAUUUGUAGACACUUUUUCGGGGUUGCUUUACCCAUUUCUACUUGCUUUGGUCAACUCAAGUUGGGUCGAAGGUAUUGAAAUAAAGGUUAUACAUGUGCAUUUGUAGUUGUACCUGUUUGACCCAUAUCAUGAAUUAGGUGUAAUGUAAUGCGGUAUCUGUUUAAAUUGGUUAUCAAGUACUGCUAAAGUUUGAAACACUUAAUGAAAGGAACACUUUUAAUGUACUUUAUGCAAUGAAAUAUGUAUAUUGUUAAUUUGAGAUUAAUCACAAAUCAUUAGCUGUGAAGCAUGAAUAAGUUGGACACAAAUCUGGUCUCUUAUUACUACAUUUUAGUGGGUCCCCUUGAAAAAGCAUAGCCAAUAAGAUCUUUAUAAAAUAGGAUUUCAAUUUGCAAGUUUUUGUUUCAAGGGUAUUUGUGUCAUCAUUUUGUUGCUUAAACAAUGUUUUCAAAACUAGAUAGGAUAUCAAAUCGGUAGCCUUAUUGGUUCACCGGUCGGGUCGGACUGGUCGAAUCGAUAGGAGUGGAUUUGAGAUAUCACAUUAGUUAGUUUAAAAUUUAUAAAUAAGUAUACAAGUUUUUUUGUUUAUAUUUAGCUAUGGGUCAGUAUAAGUCGGUUUGACACUAUAUGCUUCUCCAGAUAUUUUACCAAAAAGUUAUAUUUACCUCAAACAGUAACUAUUUUUCAAAAAUUGAUUUAGCUCAUUAUAAAACAAUUUGUUGGCAAAAAAAAAAAAAA